Messenger RNA from Sapajus apella (tufted capuchin), 597 nucleotides. RefSeq names its product golgin subfamily A member 6B-like. Gene Ontology annotation, cellular component: Golgi apparatus; cis-Golgi network; Golgi cis cisterna. Bases 2 to 517 code for a protein of 171 amino acids. Gene Ontology annotation, biological process: Golgi organization; spindle assembly. The record is from RefSeq and is a predicted model, not a curated record. NCBI's taxonomy places the organism in Eukaryota, Metazoa, Chordata, Mammalia, Primates, Cebidae. The transcript has 4 exons.
CAUGGCCCUCGUGAAGGAAAAUGCGGACCUGAAGGAGCGGGUGGAAAAACUAGAACUCGGACUCAUCCAGCUCUCUGGAGAGAGAGACAUGAUAAGAAAGUCCAUCAAACCAAAUGACCGUCAGACAGCAGUGGCCAAGACCCAGCACCAGAAGAAGAACGAUGUUAGCAUGCUGUCCGAGGCCGAGGAGGGGAUGAAGGUGAAGCUGCUGGAGCUGCAGGGGCCAGUCAUGCAGCUUAUGAUCAACCACGAGGUCCAGUGCCCUGCUAUUGAGUGCACUCCAGGGGCCCCAGCCCCCCAGGAGCUUGGUGCUGCUGACAAGGAUGAAUUUUAUGAGAUGAGCCUGGACAACGACAGUGACAGCCUGGAGCCUGCAGGAGGGAGGGUACACCACAACCCCAGUGCACAGCAGAUGGUGCAUGGCUUUGUGAGCUGCGGGAUGGCCAGCAACACCGACCCUUGGGCAGCAGUCCCUCUAUGCAAUGAUUUUACGGGGCUGCGGCGAAGGAGGAGGUAAACAUCACCAUCAGCUAAGAGCUGGCCAAGAAAUUUACAAAGGAACUAAGUUAUAGGAUUAGUCUUCUACAUGUUUAUUUU